CGGGAGGACUGCCCCCCUCCUCCUCCUCCUCUCACCGCUCCCUUCUACUUUGAGGAUCCAGUUUUGUUUUAAAAUUUUUCCCCCCAAUCUUGCGGUGGCUUGCUUGGGUCACCCUCCGGUGUUUUGUUUUUUGUGUUUUUUUUUUUUAAUUUUUAUUUUGUUUUGAUCUUGUUUCCUCGGGGUUGCCCCCCUCUUGUUUGUGUUGUGUGUGGAAAUGGCGAACUCGGCAAAUACAAACACCGUGCCUAAAUUAUACAGAUCUGUGAUUGAAGAUGUUAUUAAUGAUGUGAGAGACAUCUUUUUGGAUGAUGGAGUCGAUGAACAAGUUCUGAUGGAACUAAAAACUCUAUGGGAGAAUAAACUAAUGCAGUCUAGGGCAGUAGAUGGAUUUCAUUCAGAAGAGCAGCAGCUUUUAUUGCAAGUUCAGCAGCAGCAUCAAACCCAGCAGCAGCAGCAUCACCAUCACCACCACCACCAGCAAGCUCAACCGCAGCCUACGGUACCUCAGCAAGCGCAGACUCAGCAGGUCCUUAUUCCUGCGUCUCAGCAAGCUGCAGCACCCCAAGUUAUUGUUCCUGAUUCUAAGCUGAUACAGCAUAUGAAUGCAUCAAACAUGAGUGCUGCUGCUACAGCUGCUACCUUGGCACUCCCUGCAGGUGUGACUCCUGUUCAACAGAUAUUAACAAAUUCAGGCCAGCUUCUUCAAGUGGUCAGAGCAGCCAACGGUGCUCAGUACAUCUUUCAGCCUCAGCAGUCCGUGGUUCUGCAGCAACAGGUGAUACCACAGAUGCAGCCUGGUGGAGUACAGGCUCCUGUUAUUCAGCAGGUACUAGCUCCUCUUCCUGGAGGGAUUUCACCACAGACAGGUGUCAUUAUCCAGCCUCAGCAAAUCUUAUUUACAGGAAAUAAGACUCAAGUUAUACCUACAACAGUGGCGGCACCUACACCAGCACAAGCACAGAUAACUGCAACUGGCCAACAGCAACCACAGGCCCAGCCUACUCAGCAGCAGGCUCCGUUGGUGUUACAAGUUGAUGGAACUGGGGAUACAUCAUCUGAAGAAGAUGAAGAAGAAGAAGAAGACUAUGAUGAUGAUGAGGAGGAAGACAAAGAGAAAGAUGGAGCUGAAGACGGGCAGGUAGAAGAGGAGCCCCUCAAUAGUGAAGAUGAUGUGAGUGAUGAGGAAGGACAGGAACUCUUUGAUACAGAAAAUGUUGUUGUAUGCCAAUAUGAUAAGAUACACAGAAGUAAAAACAAAUGGAAAUUUCAUCUCAAGGAUGGCAUUAUGAAUCUUAAUGGAAGAGAUUAUAUAUUUUCCAAAGCCAUUGGAGAUGCAGAAUGGUGAAGAGUUGGUUCAUUUCUUUUAUAAAUAAAACGAAAGAAACUUAAAAAAAAAAUUAAAGUGGACAGUUUGAAACUUGGGACAUAAUCCAACCAAAACUUAACUUCUGCAUGUCAGAAAAAGCGCAGUAGAAGCAAAGCUACUGGAACAAAGAGAUCUUGACAACAUAGACACUACUUCUAACUGGCAAGCCAUGGAACUGUAGCACCUGGGGUUGUUGGGGGAAAGGGUGGUUGGCAUUUUGUGUAGGAAAACCCUAAUUGUCAAUUUUAAAUACAGGUACCUGCCACUGGUAAUUAGCAUGUAAAGCUUUGUCUAUAUUCCUUCCUCCAACUUGGGUUCAAUCAGAAAAUACUGGUUAGAAUGAACUGAAGGAACUUCCCUUUUCAUAGAUUGAAAUGAAACUCCUUACUGUAUGUGGUUAUAUUUGGUAAAAAUUGCGUGUGAGCUUUUUACAAAAGGGCAAGAAUUAUGGUGUUGAAUUUUAAUUCACUUGUGUAAGGAAACAAUUAGAACUCUCAUAAUAGGUCUUAAAUGUUUUUACUUGCUGUUCCCCUCAGUAAUAUAUACCUCUUCCUUCCCUGCUUUACGAAACAUCUAUUUAAAAGUUAAAGGGAGUAAUCAGUGACCACAGUUUGGAGACAGAAUUUGACCCAGGAAUUGAUACUUAUUUUAAUUAGGUUUUCGUACUCAUUAAACUAGGGUCUUAUCUAAGCAGAAUUCAAAUGACAACUUCAGUUUCCUUGCAGAAAAGUUGUAAUUGUUUCUUUUAGCCCCACACCUUAAAAGAAACCCUAAAGUGGCUCCUUAGAAAUACGGUUUUAUUUCACAAAGGUACCAUUAAGCUGAAAUUAUAUACACAUGAAUGGAUACAGAUUUUUUUCCUGUUGGGCUGAAGUGUAUGCUUAUAUACGUGUUUAGUCUUUAAGCCAAACACACGUUCAUAUAACAUUCUGUUCAUUGAAGCGUUGCACAGGUGAUGAGGACCUGGAUUUUUAUUAAACGAUUUAGUAAUUAUACAAGUUUCUUGUGUUUACUAGUAAAGAAUUAUAAAACUAUUAUUUUAAUUGAACAAAUUUUUUAAAAUGCAACUUUGUAAUUUGAAGGGCAAUUUUGGGGAUAGAGGGGGGUGGGCCACUAAGUACAUAUUUACCUCUUUCAUUUGGUGGCCCUUCUCGGCCAUUGAUAAUAUUAAACAUGGGCUUUAGUUUGCACAUCGGGGAAAAAAGCAUAUAAAUUUGACUUAUAUUAAAAAUAAUAGAAACUUAAUAUGUAUAUUAAGAAUGCAUAGCUCUGUAUUCUAUAAGGGGCUCUAAAAUACAACAUGGCAGUGCUGUGUUCAGUGUGCGCUAGUUGCCCGGGAGAGCUGUAGGAACACUGAUCUUCACCUUGGUUCUUACAGCUAAUUCUUUUCAUGGUUUAUCUUGACAGAAUUCACAUGUGUUUAAGUUACUUUUGUAUAAUGAUUUUUUUAAAAGUCUUCCAUUUUUGUCUUAUUUGCCUUUGUGUUUCCAGAAGUAACAUAGAAACACUUUAAAGUACAUUGCAAAGAAAAACUGUGAGCUUAUUAUAUAUUUUUUCUUUUUUUAA
Molecule: messenger RNA, 2932 nt
Organism: Miniopterus natalensis
Lineage: Eukaryota; Metazoa; Chordata; Mammalia; Chiroptera; Miniopteridae
Gene: GTF2A1
Product: general transcription factor IIA subunit 1
Biological process (GO): transcription by RNA polymerase II; transcription initiation at RNA polymerase II promoter
Cellular component (GO): transcription factor TFIIA complex
Source: RefSeq, a predicted model, not a curated record